Messenger RNA from Acanthamoeba castellanii str. Neff, 693 nucleotides. Its product is annotated as calcium/ calmodulindependent protein kinase 1, putative. Bases 1 to 693 code for a protein of 230 amino acids. Gene Ontology annotation, biological process: protein phosphorylation. The record is from RefSeq and is a predicted model, not a curated record. Lineage: Eukaryota; Discosea; Longamoebia; Acanthamoebidae. Gene Ontology annotation, molecular function: protein kinase activity; ATP binding. The transcript has 9 exons.
AUGGGGCAUCGCAUCGAGGAUGACUACGAUCUCAAGGACACUUUGGGCACAGGCAACUUUUCCAAGUAUGCAGUGAAGGUGAUCGACAAGAAGGAAGUGGAUGAAACGCGGCUGCGAAUGGAAGUCGAAAUCCUUAAGAAGGUGAAGCACCCCAACAUCAUCAGCCUGAAGGAGGUCUACGACGAAGACCCCAAGAAACUGUACCUCGUCAUGGAGCUCGUAACGGGAGGGGAGCUCUUCAACAAGAUCGUCGAGAUAGGCUCCUACUCCGAGAAUAUUGCCAAGAGGCUUGUCAAGCAGAUGGUGUCAGCAGUCAAGCACCUCCACGACCAGCACAUAGCGCACAGAGACCUGAAGCCGAACAACCUCCUUCUGGCAGCGCCUGGAGUAGACGAAAUCAAAAUUGCUGAUUUCGGCCUAUCCAAGAUCCUCAGCCCCGACUCAAUGAUGCAAACGGCAUGCGGCACUCCGAUCUACGUGGCACCUGAAGUCCUUAAAGGCGAGGGUUACGACAAGGAAGUCGACAUUUGGAGCAUCGCCAAGGAUCUCAUAGAACAUUGCCUGCUGGUGGACCCGGGCAAGCGUUUCACGGCCGACCAGGCGCUCCAGCACCCUUGGCUUCAAGACGAUUCUGCUCCAGACCACAGCCUCCCGCAGUUCCCGGCCCAGUUCAAAAAGUUUGUGGCUAAAUAA